AUGACUACAGAAGAGCGUGGAAAUUAUGAAACUGUGCAGAAUAAAUUCAAGGAAUACUUCACUGGCAAAAUAAAUGUGAUCUAUGAGAGAGCAAAAUUUAACUCCAGGAAACAAGAGCAAGAUGAGCCAGUUAAUGAUUUUAUCACUGCACUGUAUUCAUUGUCGGAACGCUGUGCUUUUGGACCUCUAAGAGACGAACUCAUUAGAGACAGAAUUGUAGUGGGAUUAAAAGACAUCAAACUGUCAGAGCGCCUUCAAUUACACGCAAACCUAACUCUGGAAAAAGCCAUAACUAUGGCCAGGCAAAGUGAAGCAGUGAGAAAACAGCAGGCAGAACUUAGGCAGGAAGAAGACGAAGACCUAAAGUUAGAUGCUGUACACAAAGAGAUGUACAGACAGGAUUCAACCAAAAAGCCAAAGUCAGGAAAAGGUGGGAAUUGGAAAAAUUUCCAGAAAACCCGUAAAGAGAAACCAAUGAAAUCAAACUGCAUGAGAUGUGGAAAAUCACCAUACCAUGUAAAGGAUCUCUGCCCAGCUAAAGAAGCUGUCUGUCAUCAGUGCAAAAGGACAGGGCACUAUAUGAGCCAAUGCCAUUCAAAGACCGUGCUUCAUGAGGUUAAAGAAGACUGUGAUUCAGAUGAAGGGCAAGCAUUCCUCGGAGCCGUAGAUUCAAAUACUCAGGGCUGGUACACAACCAUUCAGAUCUUGGAGCGACCAGUGAAAAUGAAAAUGGACACGGGGGCAGACGUCACAGCAAUACCAGAAUCCAUCUUUGUGCUGCUGUCCUCAAAUAAAAACACAGGUCUUAAGAAAACGCGCAAAGUACUGAUGGGACCAGGAAAGAAUGUCUUGGAUGUGAAAGGAGUAUUUUCUACCACCAUCUCGAAAAAUGAGAAAAAUGUAGAGGAAGACAUCUAUGUGGUCAAAAAUCUCUUCACACCACUUCUGGGCAGACAGGCCAUUGAAAAGCUUCACCUUAUCACAAGACUGGAUAACAUCACAGAAUGCCAGUGGCAAGAGAAAUAUCCAGAGCUUUUCACAGGCUUAGGUGAGCUGAAAGAGGAAUACUGUAUUAAAUUACAGCCCAAUGCAACACCGUAUUCUGUAAAUGUAGCCAGAAGGGUCCCAGUGCCAUUAAUGGAGAAAGUCAAAGAGGAGUUAUCCAGGAUGGUGAAGGAGGACAUCAUCAAGAAAGUUGAAGGACCUAGUGACUGGUGUUCGGGUAUGGUUCCGGUUCUUAAGCCUGACGACACAGUGAGAAUUUGUGUUGACCUGACUAAAUUAAACAGUGCGGUCAGACGAGAGAAGUUUAUUUUGCCCUCAGUAGACCAUACAUUAGGCCAGUUAGGGGGAGCAAAAAUCUUCACCAAAUUAGAUGCCAAUUCGGGAUUUUGGCAGAUCCGUUUGGCUGAAGAGUCUCAACGAUUGACUACAUUCAUUACGCCAUUUGGGCGCUAUUCUUUUAAGAGACUUCCAUUUGGGAUUUCUAGUGCUCCAGAGCUGUUUCAGAUGAGAAUGUGUCAGAUUCUGGAGGGACUAGAUGGAGUCACUUGCCACAUGGAUGACAUCCUCGUAUAUGGAAGGUCUCAAGAGGAACACGACAUCAGACUUGACGCAGCGUUGAAGAGGGUGCAGAGAGCUGGCCUGACGCUUAACAGAAAGAAAUGCGAAUUCGCAAAGACUGAAGUCAAGUUCCUAGGCCACAAGCUGUCCCUAGCUGGAUUACAGCCCGACCCAGACAAGCUGGCUGCGGUUCAAAAUAUGCGUGAGCCUAACAAUGUGUCUGAGGUACGCAGCUUUCUAGGAAUGAUGAACCAGUUGGGGAAGUUCAUUCCAGAUCUGGCAGAGAAAACAAAGCCCUUGCGAGACCUCCUCUCUCAAAAAAAUCUGUGGUCCUGGGAUGCACCACAGCAGGAGUCAUUCACAUUGCUAAAAAAAGAGCUGAUCACAACGCCAACUUUAGCACUCUUUGAUCCAAGCAAGGAAACAAAAGUCGCAGCAGAUGCAUCGUCCUUUGGUCUGGGAGGAGUGAUUUUUCAAAAGACCAAUGAUGAAUGGAAACCCAUUGCAUACGCGUCUAGAGCAUUAACUCCAACUGAGCAGAGAUAUGCUCAGAUAGAGAAGGAGACUCUAGCUCUUGUUUGGGCAUGCGAGCGUUUCAGCUGCUAUCUCAUUGGAAAGCAUUUCUUUCUCGAGACAGACCAUAAGCCUCUUCUCAGCUUACUGAGCACAAAACAUCUGGAUGACUUACCACCAAGGCUGCAAAGGUUCAGAAUGAGACUUAUGAGAUAUUCCUACGAGAUCAGCCAUAUCCCAGGGAAACAGUUCAUAACUCCAGACACACUGUCAAGAAUGCCCAUUGAGAGCGAAAUAACGGCUGAUGAUGCAACUCUAAUGGAGGACACAAAUAUUUACAUCGCCCAAAUAGGGAGAAGCUUCCCUGCCUCAAAGAGCCGCCUGGACAACAUUCGCCAGGAGCUAAAGAAAGACCCUGUUUGUAGCCAAGUAAUGAGAUUCCAUGAGCAUGGAUGGCCGAGAACUGUGCAGGCCAGUGACAAACUCAGACCAUACUGGCUGGAAAGAAAUAUGAUUUCCACCCUUGACGGACUGCUACUACAUGGGACAAGAUUGAUAAUCCCUGCCUCACUCCAAAGUUCAGUUCUCCUCCACAUUCACCAGGCACACCAAGGGAUAGAAAAAUGUCGCAAAAGGGCAAGACAGUCUGUGUGGUGGCCCGGUCUGAGUUCACAAUUGGGAACUAUGGUGCAACAAUGUGAUGAGUGUAGAAAGGUUUCCAUGACAGUUGUAGAGCCACUACAACCUACCGACUUCCCACCAUAUCCAUGGCAGAGAGCAGCUACAGACCUGUUUGAACUAAAGGGACAAAAGUACCUUUUAACUGUCGAUUAUUAUUCAAGAGAUGUCGACGUGGUCAAAUUGGCAUCAACUUCUUCUGCGACCAUAAUUGAACAUCUGAAAGCAGUGUUUGCACGAAAUGGGGUGCCGGAGAUACUAAUAUCGGACAAUGGGCCACAGUAUAGCAGUGCUGAUUUCCGGGAGUUUUCAAGAGAAUACGACUUUCAGCACAUAACAAGCAGCCCACGGUACCCGCAAGGGAAUGGUGAAGCAGAACGAGCAGUGCAAACUGUCAAAAAACUGCUGGCAAAAACAUCGGAUCCGUUUAAAGCCUUGCUUGCAUACCGCUCUACGCCACUUGCAAACGGAUACAGUCCAGCAGAAUUGUCGAUGGGCAGAAGACUGAGAACAGGUUUACCAACUCUGCCAUCUCUUCACACACCUAAACUCCCAGAUGCAGACAAACUAAAACAGUUUGAAUCCAACUUACGUGCUCAAACGGCAAAUUCGUACAACAAGAGACAUAGAGCAAGAUCUUUGUCACCACUGAAGCCUGGACAAACUGUUUGGAUUAAAGACCAAGGCAUCACUGCGAAAGUGAUCCGACAGCAGGCCCCAAGGUCGUUUGUUUUGAAAACCUCACAUGGAAAUAUUCGACGUAACAGACGGGUGUUGGUGCGACUCCACCAUCCUGAAAAGCAAAAAGAACAAGCAGUUGAUUUUCCAGACGUAUGUGAGGAUGAUCAUGUACCUGACUGUCAAACAGUAACAGUUCCUCAACCAGCUCCAAGUCCCCAGUCUGCCAUACCUACCCGACAAGGAACUUACACAAGGUCGGGACGUUUGUCUGUUCCACCAAGACGAAUGAACCUUUAA
Molecule: messenger RNA, 3732 nt
Organism: Pimephales promelas (fathead minnow)
Lineage: Eukaryota; Metazoa; Chordata; Actinopteri; Cypriniformes; Leuciscidae
Source: RefSeq, a predicted model, not a curated record